Folsomia candida is the source of this 1877-nucleotide messenger RNA. Its product is annotated as carboxylesterase 1E. The record is from RefSeq and is a predicted model, not a curated record. The transcript is spliced from 8 exons. Lineage: Eukaryota; Metazoa; Arthropoda; Collembola; Entomobryomorpha; Isotomidae. Bases 59 to 1855 code for a protein of 598 amino acids.
GUUUGACUUGUUAUAUGCCAAUUUGUAUAUUCACUUAAGUGAAUUAAAAUUUUGCAUCAUGUCUUCAGAGGUAGUUUUCGCGUUUCUCAUAAUAAUUAUAUCCUCAAAUUUAAUUGAACCAAGUUAUUCACAAACUACCUCUGAAGUAAUUUUGGAGGCUGGAGUCCUUGGACAAAUUCAAGGAAAGAUUAGCACAACAAUUGGCAAAAGUCCUCGACCUUAUGCACAAUUUUUUGGGAUACCAUACGCAAAGCAAACCAGAUUUAGGCCUUCAGAAUUGCUCCAAGAAUCACUUAACAACACGGGGUCACCGUUUAAUGCAACACAAUUUGGACCCGAAUGCCCACAACCCCAAACUACUGGAAGUGAGAAUUGCUUAUUCCUUAACAUAUUUUCUCCUCAAAUUGACCAGAAUACUGCUGUAAAAUAUCCCAUCCUCGUGUUCGUACACGGAGCAGGGUUCGUUUCGGGGAAUGCAAAUAUGUACGAUGGGGCUCGAUUACUAAAUAAAGACAUCGUUCUCAUUACGUUUAACUACAGACUUGGGGUGUUUGGAUCUUAUAACUUGGAAACGCCGACUGCCCCAGGAAAUGCAGCUCUUUACGACGUGUUAUCAGUUCUAAACUGGGUGAAAAUAUUUGCCCAAUAUUUCGGUGGAGAUCCUUCUCAAGUCACCCUUGCGGGUCAGAGUUCGGGUGCAGCCACGGUUUCGCAUAUGGUAAUGUCCCCCUUGUCCAAGGGUCUAUUUCACCGUGCUAUUGCUUCCAGCGGAAGUGCCAUCGACAUAUGGGCGACAUCUGCAAAUCCUCUGUCAGCUUCACUUCAAGUUGCUGUGUAUGCAGGCUGCUUGAACCCUGAAAAUACCUCUCCAAACAAGACUCAAGUGAUGACCUGCAUGUUAAACAAAACUUUGUCUGAAUUGAUCCUCGCCCAAAAUACAUUCCAGUUUCUGGACAUGAAAUCGGGAUCAAUAGGUUUUGGUGCGAUUACUCCGUCGGUACAAAGGUUUACCUUCCCUGAAAUCGAAACAAUUGUUCCGCAGCAUCCGAAAGCCGUUCUUGAGUCGGAAAAUCAAAACAAUGUGUCUCUAAUGAUGGGUACGACAAGGGACGAUGGGGGUUUCGCUCUGAGAUUAGUACGCGAAGGCUACAUCUUGGCAAAUAAUUUGGCAAAUGAUACCACUUUUAUGAAGGAUCGGCUAGUUCCAACAAUUUUUAAUGCUAUCGGAAUUUCGGACCCCGCAAAUACCAUUGCAAACACAUUCAAAGACAUUUACGUAGAAAAAGAAGCUGGACAAAGUGGAAAUUUUAGCCACAUGGUGCCAUCCUUAAUCGACAUGCUUGGAGUAUUGUUCUUCAAAUCCGCCUCAUACCAAAGUGUCCAACAACAUUCAAAGAUCACGAAAGACACUUAUUUUUAUAGCUUUGACUAUGAAGGGCAGUAUACUCGCCAUCCUGACAAUGCCGGAUUUCCUGGUGGGGUAGCCCACGCAGAUGACCUGCAGUAUCUAUUCCAACUACCUGGCGUUCUUAAUGAGGAGGAACAAGAAUUGAGUGAUAUCAUGGUUGAUUAUUGGACCAAUUUUGUUCAUACUGGAAAUCCCAGCAAAUACCCAAGUGAAAGUGCGAAUACAGUUCCGACCUGGCCAGAAUUUGGAACGUUGACCAAUGAGUAUCUUUUAAUAAGCAAUGCGGAGAUCAAGCAGUCGUCAAACUAUCCGGCCAGUUGGGUUAUUGCGAACAAAGAAGAAAUACGUGUUUGUCCAAAUCGGUCCGAUUCAAAUAUGUUCAACCCUGUACUCAUUAUUUUUCAAUUGCUACUGAUCUUUACCUAUGCACCAACCAUAAAAUAUUAAAUAAAGGCUAUUCAAAAGCUCA